AAACCCCCGGAGCUGGAGCUGGAGCGAAGGGGCGCCGCGGGUCCCUCCCCAGCGCGCUGACAGCGGCUCCCCAGCCUCGGGCCCUUCCCCUCGCCGGCGGGACACACCCCCGCCCCUCCUCUAGCUCCGCCAGUUCCCGCCGGACCCACGGGGCGGCGAAGAGAGCGGGCGGACGAGCCAGGGAGCCCGGAGAGCGAGCGGCAGCGGCGCGGGAGGGGCAGGGGCGCGCGGCAGGCCCCCGGGAGCCGCCCGGGGCUCACCGAGCCCGCGUGCCCUCCGGGACCGUCCGCCGCCCCGGGGCCCUACCUGUGGGCGCCAGGAGCCCGGGCAGCGGCGCACCGGGCCGGGGUCACGGGUGGCCCCGGGGACCCGGGAAGCGGGAGAAGGAGCCGGAGCCCGGCCGGGAUGAGAAGGUGACACCGCCGGGGGGCGCCACUCGCUUAGUGGGGGAAGAUGCUUGCCUACUGCGUGCAAGACGCCACCGUGGUGGACGUGGAGAAGCGGAGGAACCCCUCCAAGCACUAUGUAUACAUCAUCAAUGUGACCUGGUCUGACUCCACCUCCCAGACCAUCUACCGGAGGUACAGCAAGUUCUUUGACCUGCAGAUGCAGCUUUUGGAUAAAUUUCCCAUCGAAGGUGGCCAGAAAGACCCCAAGCAGAGGAUCAUCCCCUUCCUCCCAGGAAAGAUCCUCUUCCGGAGAAGCCACAUCCGGGAUGUAGCUGUGAAGAGGCUGAAGCCCAUCGAUGAGUACUGCCGGGCACUCGUCCGACUGCCUCCUCACAUUUCACAGUGUGAUGAAGUCUUUCAGUUCUUUGAGGCCAGACCAGAGGAUGUCAACCCCCCAAAAGAGGACUAUGGCAGUUCCAAGAGGAAAUCAGUGUGGCUCUCCAGCUGGGCUGAGUCUCCUAAGAAGGACGUGACAGGUGCCGACACCAACACCGAGCCCAUGAUCCUGGAACAGUACGUGGUGGUGUCCAACUAUAAGAAGCAGGAGAACUCGGAGCUGAGCCUCCAGGCCGGGGAGGUGGUGGAUGUCAUCGAGAAGAACGAGAGCGGCUGGUGGUUCGUGAGCACCUCUGAGGAGCAGGGCUGGGUCCCUGCCACCUACCUGGAGGCCCAGAAUGGUACCCGGGAUGACUCAGACAUCAACACCUCCAAGACUGGGGAAGUGUCCAAGAGACGCAAGGCCCACCUGCGGCGCCUGGAUCGCCGGUGGACCCUGGGCGGGAUGGUCAACAGGCAGCACAGCCGAGAGGAGAAGUACGUCACUGUGCAGCCUUAUACCAGCCAAAGCAAGGACGAGAUUGACUUUGAGAAGGGUGUCACUGUGGAGGUGAUCCGGAAGAAUUUGGAGGGCUGGUGGUACAUCAGAUACCUGGGCAAAGAGGGCUGGGCGCCGGCAUCCUACCUGAAGAAGGCCAAGGAUGACCUGCCAGCACGGAAGAAGAAUCUGGCCGGCCCAGUGGAGAUCAUUGGGAACAUCAUGGAAAUCAGCAACCUGCUGAACAAGAAGGCAUCCGGGGACAAGGAGACUCCACCGGCCGAAAGCGAGGGCCCCGAGGCCCCAGUCACCAAGAAAGAGAUCAGCCUCCCCAUCCUCUGCAAUGCCUCCAACGGCAGUGCCCUGGGGGUGCCCGAGCGGACUGUCUCCAAGCUGGCCCCGGGCUCUCCAGCCGUGGCCAGGAUUGCCCCGCAGAGGGCCCAGAUCAGCUCCCCAAAUCUAAGGACAAGGCCCCCACCGCGCAGAGAAUCCAGCCUGGGGUUCCAGCUGCCGAAGCCACCAGAGCCCCCUUCCGUUGAAGUGGAGUACUACACCAUUGCCGAAUUCCAGUCAUGCAUUUCCGACGGGAUCAGCUUUCGAGGUGGACAGAAGGCAGAGGUCAUCGACAAGAACUCAGGGGGCUGGUGGUACGUGCAGAUCGGUGAGAAGGAGGGAUGGGCCCCCGCGUCCUACAUCGACAAGCGCAAGAAGCCCAACCUGAGCCGCCGCACAAGCACCCUGACCCGACCCAAGGUACCCCCACCAGCACCACCCAGCAAGUCCAAGGAGGCUGAGGAGGGUCCAGCAGGCGCUAACGAGAGCCAGGAUUCCCCGCUGAAGCUCAAGUACGAGGAGCCUGAGUAUGACAUCCCGGCCUUUGGCUUCGACUCCGAGCCCGAGCUGAGCGAGGAGCCCGUGGAGGACAGUGGCUCGGGGGACAGGCGGCCCACCCAGCCCCACAGGCCCUCGCCCGCCUCGUCGCUGCAGCGGGCCCGCUUCAAGGUGGGCGAGUCUUCGGAGGACGUGGCCCUGGAGGAAGAGACCAUCUACGAGAAUGAGGGCUUCCGGCCAUAUGCAGAUGACACCCUGUCAGCCAGAGGCUCCUCGGGGGACAGUGACUCCCCCAGGGGUUCCUCACUGUCCCUUGCCAGGAAAAACUCCCCCAAAUCGGGCUCUCCCAAAUCAUCGUCACUCCUAAAGCUCAAGGCAGAGAAGAAUGCCCAGGCAGAGCUGGGCAAGAACCAUUCCUCGGCCUCCUUCUCCUCGUCCAUCACCAUCAACACCACUUGCUCCUCCUCCUCCUCCUCCUCCUCAUCCUCCUUGACCAAAAACAGCAGCGACCUGAAGCCCCGAUCUGCCUCGGACGCAGGCAUCCGGGGCACUCCCAAGGUUGGGGCAAAGAAGGACUCUGACCUAAAGUCUGGGCUGACCGCCUGUGCCCGGGCCAAGCCAUUGGUCCGGCCCAAGCCCCUUCUGAACCGAGCAGAGUCCCAGAGUCAAGAGAAGAUGGACAUCAGCACUUUACGGCGCCAACUGAGACCCACGGGCCAGCUCCGCAGUGGUCUCAAGGGUUCCAAGAGCGAAGAUUCAGAGCUUCCCCCCACCGUGGCCUUUGAGGGUCCCCACAAGGGGUCCAGGAGGGGCUCAGCCGACCUCAUCACCCUCCCAGCCACUGCUCCCCCUUGUCUCACCAGGAAGGAUCAGGGAGGGCAGGCCACCUCCUAUCUGACGCGGAGUGCCUACCAGAAGGUCCAGGACUCGGAGAUCAGCUUCCCCGCAGGCGUGGAGGUGCAAGUGCUGGAGAAGCUGGAGAGCGGAUGGUGGUACGUGAGGUUUGGGGAGCUGGAGGGCUGGGCCCCUUCCCAUUAUUUGGUGCUUGGCGAGAAUGAGCAACCCGACCCCUCCGGCAAAGAACCGGAUGUGGUAACCACCAAGAGCAAGCAGAACGAGGGGAAGUCAGACAGCCUGGAAAAGAUUGAGAAGCGGGUCCAAGCGCUGAACACCGUCAACCAGAGCAAGAGGGCCACACCGCCCAUUCCCUCCAAGCCACCCGGGGGCUUCGGCAAGACCUCGGGUACCGGGGCGGUGAAGAUGAGGAACGGCGUGCGGCAGGUGGCAGUGAGGCCCCAGUCAGUUUUUGUGUCCCCGCCACCCAAGGACAACAAUCUGUCGUGUGCCCUGCGGAGGAACGAGUCCCUCACAGCCACCGACGGCCUCCGAGGCGUCCGCCGGAACUCCUCCUUCAGCACCGCCCGCUCAGCGGCCACAGAGGCCAAAGGCUGCCUGGCCGAGAGGGCUGCCAGCCAGGGCUCAGACGCACCCCUGCUGCCCACCCAGCGCAACGGCAUCCCCGUGUCCCCCGUGCGCCCCAAGCCCAUCGAGAAGUCCCAGUUCAUCCACAACAACCUCAAAGAUGUAUACUCUAUCGCGGACUACGAGGGAGAUGAGGAGACGGCAGGCUUCCAGGAGGGGGUGUCCAUGGAGGUUCUGGAGAGGAACCCCAAUGGCUGGUGGUACUGCCAGAUCCUGGAUGGGGCAAAGCCCUUCAAAGGCUGGGUGCCCUCCAACUACCUGGAGAAAAAGAACUAAGUGAGGGCAUGGGGCUCCUCUAGCCACGGUGUGCCACUGUCACUGCCCCUGUGCAUGAGCAGGGAGAUGAAGACCAUAGAAAGGGAAAACGGGUGGGGGGGAGGCAACACAAAACCCUGCAGGAUGUGCAGCUCAAAGACGCCCCUCAAGGCUGUGUCCCCCAGCUGGAAGGGCGGGCAUGGUGGGGAAGUGGCAGGGGAGCCUCAGGCCUGAACCCCAGAGGAGAGAAAGCUGAGCCCCAUGUCUGCCCCUUGGUGACUUCGCCGAUGGACUAGACGCCAGGUGGGAAACCCCACUGUGCCUUGGCUGCAAAUCUAGAAAAGAGGUAGGCGUCAGAGGCCUUCGUGCUCUGUCCCCUGCUCACUGAAACUGCUUAGCCCGGUUUCAGUGGCUGGCAUUUUGCCACCAGAGGUAGCCCUCAUAUGGCCCCAAUUUGUAUCUUGUGCGUGGUGCCGGGUUUCCUGGGAUUGCUGCCUUCCACCACAGGUGGGUGUUAGGAGACACUGCUGGCUCUGGAGCCUGGAAGAGUCCCACACGCACUCACCCUGUCCCUGGGCCUGGCUAGUGCCCGUGUCUGUUGGUUGAAGAAACAGCAGUUUCCUGGGUGCUGCUGAGGAUCACCAUUCUUAGCAGUUACCACCCCAGCCUUGAGAAGAGAACCCACCUUCCCGGGGCACCGUGGAGGACACGUUCAGCCCCAGAGCCUGCAGAGUGAGCGAAGCCAUCGGGCCCUUCUCAAUCUGCACAGACUUUAUUUUGGAUAUUUCUGGUUGAGCGGUUCCUCCACCUGUUUUAGGAGAAGUUUCUUGAUUUGCAUAUUUUGGGCCUUUGGCUUUAGUCUUAUUUUUGCGGUCGUUUGAUUAGUCUGUGGGAAAAGCCUGGGUAGUGGAUGGGCUUUUCUUUUGUGCUCUUGCUGGCGGUGGGGGUGUUUUGUUUUUGUUUAACAUCCCCCCGCCACCACCAUCAAGCCAAAAUAGUUCCACUGUGUGGGAGGAGGGAGCAAAGCGCUUGCCAGAGGGAUUUGGGGCCAGGCAAGCCCCAGGUCCCAGACAUGGCGAAGCAGGGAGAUUGCUCUUCUGGUUCUUGCCCAACCUCUGGGGCAAGAACCCUUCCCAGGAGCGAGGAGGGUGUUGUUCAGGAGCCAGCUGUCUGGGGCAGGCACCUCCCGGCUGCAGGGCCACCGCCAUCCUGAGUGUGUGCCGCCACCCUGGGCCGAGGGGAACCCGGCUGGGAUACCACAGGUACCCAAAAAGAUGGAGGAUCCGCGUGCCAGGAGCCAACCUGGUCUUCCCAAGGGGCAGUGCCCCAGUGAAGAGAGAAACAAAAGAAUAAAGUUGCCUGCAGGUCCCGUGUCAA
Molecule: messenger RNA, 5208 nt
Organism: Choloepus didactylus (southern two-toed sloth)
Lineage: Eukaryota; Metazoa; Chordata; Mammalia; Pilosa; Megalonychidae
Gene: SH3PXD2A
Product: SH3 and PX domains 2A
Biological process (GO): superoxide anion generation
Molecular function (GO): phosphatidylinositol binding; protein binding; superoxide-generating NADPH oxidase activator activity
Source: RefSeq, a predicted model, not a curated record